AUGACCGGCUAUCUUACGGCUUCCGCGCCUAUUCUGUCGCCAUUCAUGCACCUCUUUACAUCUCUGUUCGGGUUUGAAAAGAUUCCGCCCAUCAGAGGCAUACAAUGGUUCAAUCUGUCCGUUCUCGUCUUCACUCCUGCUUUGGCUGCAUAUGGAAUCUGCUACGUGCCGAUCAAUUCAAAGACAAUGGUCUGCGCAGUCACACUCUACGUUAAUUCAAUGAUAGGCAUCACUGCUGGCUAUCACCGGCUAUGGUCUCAUAGAGCAUAUAAGGCGACACUUGCUCUGCAGUGCUUCUUGCUUCUCUCAGGUUCAUGCGCUGUACAGGGUUCGGUCUACUGGUGGGCACGGCGACAUCGCUCGCACCAUCGCCACACGGACACUGACGAAGACCCUUACAAUGCGAAACGAGGGCUGUUCUGGUCGCAUAUCGGGUGGAUGAUCUUCCACACAGAUCUACGCCCAGGAAGUGCGGACAUAUCCGACCUCAGGAACGAUGAGCUUAUCCAAUGGCAGCAUCGUUGGUACUUCGCCAUCGCAUUCACAACCGGUUUUGUACUACCAACAAUGCUAACGGGAUUCCUAUGGGAUGACUGGUUGGGUGGACUGUGCUUCGCAGCAGCUCUACGUAUGACCGUUUGUCACCACUGCGUGUUUUGCAUCAAUUCGGUGGCGCACUAUUUGGGUGACACACCGUAUGACGAUAGGCUUUCACCGAAGGACCAUCUGCUGUCAGCUAUCUUGACCAUGGGUGAAGGGUAUCACAAUUUCCAUCAUCAGUUUCCGAUGGACUAUCGGAACGCUUUUCGAUGGUAUCAAUAUGACCCUACGAAAUGGUUUAUCACUGCGUGCAAUGUCAUUGGCCUUGCCAGCCAUCUUCGGACGUUUCCUGGUAAUGAGAUCCAGAAAGGAUCGCUCACGAUGGAGCUGAAGAGAUUGAAGAGAUUGCAAGACGCGCUGGAAUGGCCAGUACCACCCGAAGACCUACCGAUACUUACUUGGAGUGCAUUUCAGGAGGAAGCCGCAAAACGCACGCUCAUUCUAGUAUCCGGUUUUAUUCACGAUGUCACCACUUUCAACGCAGAACAUCCGGGAGGAGUUGAGCUGUUAAGACGUAACUCAGGCAAAGAUAUGACUGCCGCGUUUUUUGGAGGAAUUUACCAGCAUUCCAAUGCCGCACACAAUUUUCUGGCUAUGUUGCGUGUAGGGAUCCUUGCAGGCGGGGUAGAGUUGCUCGGAGAGCAGCAUAUACCUCCUUCUCAGCAGUUGCACAUCACUAGCAAUCUCCGAGCGUAA
Messenger RNA from Laetiporus sulphureus 93-53, 1296 nucleotides. Its product is annotated as delta 9-fatty acid desaturase protein. Gene Ontology annotation, cellular component: endoplasmic reticulum membrane. The transcript has 6 exons. Gene Ontology annotation, molecular function: stearoyl-CoA 9-desaturase activity; iron ion binding. The record is from RefSeq and is a predicted model, not a curated record. NCBI's taxonomy places the organism in Eukaryota, Fungi, Basidiomycota, Agaricomycetes, Polyporales, Laetiporaceae. The coding region runs from base 1 to 1296 and encodes 431 amino acids. Gene Ontology annotation, biological process: unsaturated fatty acid biosynthetic process.